Messenger RNA from Staurois parvus, 264 nucleotides. Lineage: Eukaryota; Metazoa; Chordata; Amphibia; Anura; Ranidae. The record is from the annotation of a GenBank genome assembly.
UGGACAUCCCAAUCAGACGGUCUAGAAAACUUAGCUAUCAGUCCACCAUCUUUAAAAAGAAGUUCGAGUGUGAAGAAAUCCUCAGCACAACGCAGUCCAUAUAGAGACAGAUCUUCUAUCAGUCGUAGCUCUGAUGUUAUAGAUGCUAGUGUGCCCAAAGAACUGCCCAGACCAGACCUGACUAUCAUCGAGGUGUUUAAACUUCUGUCUGAUGAUGACUGGGAGAAGAAAAUCGAGGGUCUGAAUCUGGUACGAUCGCUGUCC